GAGACAAACGACAAGCACACCAUGAGAUCUCUUUUCCUAAUGAUGUUUUUCAUCUUCGUUUCGGCAGAUUCAAUCAUGGCGGAUGAAGCAUGUCCAAAUGGCUGGUACGAAUGUGACGGGAGGUGCUAUGGGUUGUUUAUCAAUCAAACCCACAAUUUGACAUGGAUUGAAGCUAGAGAAAGCUGCUGGUCUAAAGAUGCCUUCCUUGCUGCAAUAACUACCACUGACGAUUAUGGAAUGCAAUAUGGGAGGGAGGAAGAGGCUUGCAUAAAAGAAACGCUGCUCAAUUGGAAGAGUACAGAACCACUCCCGUGUAUUGAAGAUGAACCGAAGCAAUCUGUAUACGCAGGUUUGAUGACAGGUGCUAGAACCUGCGACUUAUUGGUGACAACUAUAAAUGUCGUAAACACAUCUGAGGUCAACAUUACAUGGAGCCAAGCAGAAUGUAGAGAACAUGUCACCGAUACGUUCAUGUGUGUGAAAAUGAAGAAAACCAAUCUGGAUCGGGAUAACAACCUACCAUGCCCAGCACGACGGCCGUGCGAGUGCAUCGACUCAUUAUACGAUGAAGGAAGCGUAGUUUGCCAUAGAGUAGGAUUGUUAACAAUGCCAAUAGAUGUUUCACCAAAUGCAAGUGGGAUAUAUGCAAGUAAUAACAGAAUAAGUUACAUCGAAAGUGGAAUGUUUCACGGAAUGUCACAUAUCCAACAUUUAUCUCUUGAUAUGAAUGUGAUACGCGAAAUUUCUUCGUUUGGGUUCAAGGGGCUGAAUAAACUAGAAAGCCUUUCAAUAAAAGAUAAUAGAAAGCCACUAAAGCUAAUGAGCAGAUCCUUUGGGGGAUUACAUGAACUAAAGAUGUUAAAAUUAUCUUUAAUGUUUAGGCUGGAUUAUCCGGUAAAUGAUAGAUUAUUUCAAGAUUUAACUUCUUUACAUACAUUACACAUUAUGGGGUGUGAUAUAAAACGUAUAGAAGAUGUUUUUCUGCCUAAUCCACACCUGUUGCGAUCAUUACGCACAAAUGAACACAAUAUAUUGGAUUCAAUGUUUAGAAACCCAACAAAUUAUAGUAAUCUGGAGGUGCUAAGCUUACAUGGACCAAUAUCAGACAGACAAUUUGAUGGUAUGAAUAAACUGAAAAUUCUACAUCUUUUAAAUGUAGACAUACUACGUGUACAACGUUUAAAACCGGCUAUGUUUGUAGGUCUUGAUUCAUUAAAGGAGCUGUUAAUUUCCUGUAACAUCCGCACGAUUGAGCAAGAAACAUUUACCCCACUUAAAAAUAUUGAAAAAAUCUCGAUUUACCUGGAUACAUUGCCCAAAUACCCACUGACAUUAUUCCAAGGUCUUGAGAAGUUGACUGAAGUUAAAAGUGAUCAUAUGGAAUUGUGUUGCAUAGUUCCAACAACGGU
Molecule: messenger RNA, 1409 nt
Organism: Owenia fusiformis
Lineage: Eukaryota; Metazoa; Annelida; Polychaeta; Sabellida; Oweniidae
Source: the annotation of a GenBank genome assembly